AUCACUAAAUCAUAAUUAUAUUAUUUAUAAGAGAUAGAAAGAGAAGAUAAUGGAUGAAAUAAAGCUGGGAGGAAUUAUGGAGAAGGGAGGUGCUGCCAAUAGUUUGGAAAUUGAAGGUCUGGCUCGAUUCGCAAUUGAAGAUCACAACAAGAAAUCUAAUGCAAAGUUGGAAUUGGUGAACAUCUUGAAGGUGAAAGAACAGGUUGUGGCUGGAUCUAUGUAUUAUAUAACUCUUGAGGCAACAGAUGCUAUGGGUGGUGGUGGUGAAAAGAAAGCUUAUGAGACUAAGGUUUGGGUGAAGGAAUGGAUGGAUUUUAAACAGGUUAUUGAAUUUAAGCUUGUUAAUCAUGGAGAUCAUCAUGCUUCUUCUUCCCCAACAGUUUAAUUAAAUCUAUAUAUGUUGUUUUAUUUAACU
Impatiens glandulifera is the source of this 415-nucleotide messenger RNA. Its product is annotated as cysteine proteinase inhibitor A-like. The record is from RefSeq and is a predicted model, not a curated record. The transcript has 2 exons. Bases 50 to 385 code for a protein of 111 amino acids. Lineage: Eukaryota; Viridiplantae; Streptophyta; Magnoliopsida; Ericales; Balsaminaceae. Gene Ontology annotation, molecular function: cysteine-type endopeptidase inhibitor activity.